Messenger RNA from Pisolithus orientalis, 225 nucleotides. RefSeq lists its product as uncharacterized. The annotation marks the transcript as partial. The transcript has a single exon. NCBI's taxonomy places the organism in Eukaryota, Fungi, Basidiomycota, Agaricomycetes, Boletales, Pisolithaceae. The record is from RefSeq and is a predicted model, not a curated record.
AAGCACAACCCUGAGGUCUGUUGGGAAACCAAGCAGGUGAAGCUGUUGCAUUGCCCUUGUGAGUGCCUCGACCUUGCCCCAAGGAUAAGAGUGGAGAGACUGGCUGAGGAACAAGAGGCUCAGGACAUGGAAUACCUCUAUCUGAAGCUUUGCUCCACCAGGGUAAGAGCUGGUACCACCAAGGAACUCAUCCCAAAGGAGUACCACCAGUACCUCAAGGUUUUC